AUGAAGACUCAGCCAGGUGAAGGAGCCAAUAUUCUGGGUAUUUUUGGUACUCAUAGUCCUUCCCAUGUGAUCGUGCACAUGGCUGUGAUGAAAACCCUGGCGGAUCGGGGUCACAACAUAACCGUGGUGUCACUAUUAAAGCCAAAAUUUGCUGCCCAUGAAAAUAUCACCGUCAUUCUGGCACCACCAACUCCGGAGAGGGAAAAAUUUAUUAAGGAAUACAUGGCGGAGAUGUCCAAUGAGAAGCCAUCCCUGUGGAAGACCAUGGCCAAGGCUGUCUUUCAGGCGGGAUCCCAACUGGAAGGCCAAUAUGAAUUUAUUGAGCAUCCGAAUUUAAAGGAGAUCUACGAGAAUCCGCAAACCAAAUUCGACUUGGUAUUCCUGGGCGCAAUGGGCAAUGACUUUCAACUGGGAAUUGCUGCCAAGCUACGCUGUCCAGUCAUUAUCACCUGGGUUGGUGUGCCAUUGCCCUUUAUGGAUUCCAUUGUGGGUAAUGUGAAUGAUCCAUCGUACGUUCCCAGUGUAAAUGUGGCCCUUGAACCUGGACAAAGGACCAUGGGAUUUGGUCUGAGAUUUGGCAAUCUCUUGAAGCAUUCAUUCCUGAGCACUAUCAACAAGUUAUUGAACUACAAGAUGAAUCAGUUUUAUGAGCGUGCAUUUGGCAAUGAGUCGGACCCGGAGUUUCCCACUUACUAUGAGAUGAAACGUCGCGUAUCCUUGCUGUUCUAUAACUAUCAUUCUCCUAGCGAGGGACCCAUCAGACCCACUGUUCCGCAAUCCAUUGAAAUCGGUGGCAUCCAGGUGAAGGAGAAGCCCCAUCCAUUGCCACAAGAACUGUCGGAGUUUCUCGACAAUGCAAAUGAGGGAGCAAUUUUCUUUAGUUUGGGCACCAAUGUUGAUACCAACACCAUUCGGCCAGAAAUCGUGGAUACACUCUACAAAGUUUUCUCUAAAGUGCCCCAAAGAGUUGUGUGGAAGUGGGAAGAUCUGAAGAAAAAGCCGGGAAAUGCCUCCAAUAUAUAUUUCAGCAACUGGCUGCCGCAGGAUGACAUCUUGGCCCAUCCCAAGACGAGACUGUUUGUAACUCAUGCCGGCAAGGGUGGCGUGGCGGAGGCGCAGUUCCAUGGAGUGCCCAUGGUGGCAUUGCCACUCUUUGGAGAUCAACAGGGCAAUGCGGACAUAAUGGCCAGAUCUGGAUUUGGCCGAUGGUUGGAUAUUCUGACAGUAACGCCCGAGGAACUGGAAGAGAGCAUACUUGAUGUUUUGCACAACCCUGUGUAUCGGGAGACCAUUGGGAAUUUCUCUUCCCUGUACAGGGAUCGACCACUGACAGCCCGGGAAUCUGUGAUCUAUUGGACCGAAUAUGUCUUGCGACACCAAGGAGCAUAUCAUCUGCAAAGUCCCCUCAUUCACAUGGAUUUUGUGGCUCGCAAUAGUAUCGAUGUUUAUGGAGCAAUUUUGUUUCUUUUACUUGUUUCCUGCCUGCUACUCCUCGUCAUAUUCCGAUGGAUAUUUCGUAAGGCAUUUGGAGUUGUGCGCCGAAAGAAUUAUCGGAAAACAGUAAAGCCUGACAAGCUUAAACAUAAUUAA
This is a messenger RNA of Drosophila serrata, 1590 nucleotides long. RefSeq names its product UDP-glycosyltransferase family 37 member E1 (gene Ugt37E1). Gene Ontology annotation, molecular function: UDP-glycosyltransferase activity. NCBI's taxonomy places the organism in Eukaryota, Metazoa, Arthropoda, Insecta, Diptera, Drosophilidae. The record is from RefSeq and is a predicted model, not a curated record.